This is a messenger RNA of Dichotomopilus funicola, 270 nucleotides long. RefSeq lists its product as uncharacterized. Bases 1 to 270 code for a protein of 89 amino acids. Lineage: Eukaryota; Fungi; Ascomycota; Sordariomycetes; Sordariales; Chaetomiaceae. The record is from RefSeq and is a predicted model, not a curated record. The transcript is spliced from 3 exons.
AUGGCCAACCCAAACUGGCAAACCAAGCUGCAGGAUACUUGCCGCGGAUACCAAAUCGCCGCCCCAACCUUCCAAAUUGUCUCUGACCGACGAGGCGGCCGCACCGCUUGGUCUAGCACCGUGACUGUCUACGGCUCAGUACACUCCGCCCGGUUUUGGUACGACGGCAAACAUGUCAACAACGCCAAGGAGGACGCCGCUGAGGUUGCCCUGACGUGGCUCAGGCAGAGACCAGCUCCUUUGCCGAUUACGAUCCGGGCGACUCGGUAA